AAAAAAACACGUUUGGGUUGGGUUAGUAGCGGGCGAAGCUGAGCCAUAAAAAUCACUUAUCACGAUGCUUCGCUCUUGAUCGAGGAUGGUAUUUUUUUCCCCCGCACAUGCUGGACUGUUCUUGUCCCUGUCAAGUCCCGUGUCGAAGUUACGGGAACUGCAGUGAACACUUCAUCUCCCCUCAGGCUCCUUGUCGCUAAGCCGACAUCUUGAACACAUCCUCGUCCCUCGGCCCCUGGACAGACCGCCCCCAUUUCCGCUGUACUCGUCAUUCCGCAUUAUGCCACCGCUUCCAGGCUUCUCAGAUAACCGCUUCCAAACCCGCUCUGAUUUCAUUCGCGCCGCGAAGGCGCUGAUUACGCCUCUCUCGCAGUACCAGUCCCCCGGCAAGGCGCGCAUCAAAAUAGCAGCCGCCACUGGCGCCGGCUUCAGCGAAACUGCUGCCCAGUUGGAAGGUUUCGCCCGCCCUCUCUGGGUCGUCCCCAGCUGUCUUCUUCUGCGGUCCGGGACAAGCACAAGCACGGAUGCGGAUGUGGAUGCCAGAUCCGAGGAAGUCCAUCUUACGGCAUGGCUGAAUGGGCUUUCGGCGGGCACCGACCCGGCCUCCUCCGAGUAUUGGGGCGACGUCAGUGAUUUUGACCAGCGCAUGGUCGAGAUGGAGUCCAUCGCCUUCGCACUGCUGGUGGCGCCAGAUCACUUUGUCCCGCGUGACUCUCGAGCAAGGGACAGGCUCGCGAUCUGGCUGCGACAGAUCAACGGCCGGCGUAUGCCCGAGAAUAACUGGCGCUGGUUCCGUGUGUUUGUGAACCUCGCGCUGGUGAAGGCACUCGGGGUGCCUAUGGAAGAGGUACGCGACCUGAUAGAGAGGGACUUGGCGCUCUUAGACACGUUCUACCUCAGAGACGGCUGGUCUAGCGAUGGACUUUGGGGGGACGAACGGAAGCAGGCGGACUACUACUCUGGAAGCUUUGCCCUUCAGUUUGCCCAGAUUCUAUAUAUCGCGCUGUCGGGCGGGUUCGAUGAUGGUAGGGCAGAGCGAUACCGGCGACAAGCCGGCUUCUUUGCUAGCGGCUUCUGGAGAUACUUUGACACGAAUGGUGCCGCAAUCCCAUUCGGCCGCAGCCUCACAUAUCGAUACGCGUUUGCCGCCUUUUGGGCGGCUGUUGUGUUCGCCAACGUGCCGUUACCACCGCCCCUCGACCACCACGGCGCCAUCAAGGGCCUGCUGCUGCGGCACCUCCGCUGGUGGGCAAAGCAGCCGCACAUUUUCAACACCGACGGCACGCACAACAUCGGCUACACGUACCCAAAUAUGUACCUGUCCGAAAAUUACACCUCUCCCCAGUCCGUCUACUGGUGCCUGAAAAGCUUCAUCGUGCUUCAUCUGCCCGACGACCAUCCAUUCUGGACCGCACCAGAACGGCCACAUCCCCUCUCGUGCGACUACCCGGAGCGGAUACUCAAUCUCCCCGUGGUAGCGCCGCUGCUGCCGCCCUAUCACAUCCUCUGUAACCUACCAGAACACCACUUCCUCUUGUCGGCCGGACAAUGCACCAGGAAAGACCACAAGGCGCGCGAGGCCAAGUACGGCAAGUUCGCCUACUCGUCCGCCUUUGCCUUCAGCGUACCCAGCGGCCCGCUGUUGGGACAGCUCGCCCCUGACAGCACGCUGUGUCUGAGCCGCGACGGCGGCGAGUCGUGGACAGUGGCCUGGGAACCGUACGACGUCCGAUUCGAGACCUUCCGCUUCGGUGAGGAGCAGUUGCCGGCGCUGGUGAGCAAGUGGAGGCCGUGGCGGCAUGUCGAGCUGCUACUUGAGACCGCCCUGGUGUCGCCGACGAGGAAAUGGACUGGGUGGCAUUUCCGGAUCCAUAGGCUAGUAUGGCGUCCGGCGGGGUUGGCGGCGAGCGGUCUCCGGUCUUUGGAGUGCAUCGAUGCCGGUUUCUCCAUUUCGGCUCAGCAUGGCGGCUUUUCCAUCUUCGAAAAGCCCUGUGGCGGGAUGGAAGUUCUUUUGAACCAUGGGACUUCAUCUCUCUCGGGUUGGUGGGCGGGCAGCGACUCCUCCUUGGUCAUGUCCGAGGCUGGUGCAAGCGGCACAGCUGUUAUGACUGUCACCCGACCCUCUGCGUUGCAACCGGGGUUGCCAGAUGGUGCAUGCAAGCACACCACCAAGUCCAGCGUCCUGCGGCCUGACGCUAACACAAACCUCAUUGCACCACGAACGCUUCUGCCCUGCGUCCGACACAACCUCGAGUUCCUCUUGAAUGGCAAUGGAGCAGAUUUGAGACAUAUCGACCAACAAUUAUCAAUAACGUUCGGUCUCGGGGUGUUUGCGAUUGCCGCGUCUCCCGAGUUCGGCAAUGAACGUCAGCGAAGUGCGUGGACCAACAAGCCGAAUGAGAUUGUCUUCCUGGAUGAGACAACAAUAAAUAUCAGAUAGAGGCACAGUCUCCAGACCGACUGGGUUUGGUAGCUGUAAAGUCAGUUCUAGAUAGUAGCCUGGGGAAUCCGACACACAAGAAGCUUCGCUUCACAAUUAC
Molecule: messenger RNA, 2540 nt
Organism: Parathielavia appendiculata
Lineage: Eukaryota; Fungi; Ascomycota; Sordariomycetes; Sordariales; Chaetomiaceae
Exons: 2
Coding region: 281-2440 (719 amino acids)
Source: RefSeq, a predicted model, not a curated record